Molecule: messenger RNA, 2049 nt
Organism: Armigeres subalbatus
Lineage: Eukaryota; Metazoa; Arthropoda; Insecta; Diptera; Culicidae
Exons: 4
Coding region: 307-2049 (580 amino acids)
Molecular function (GO): serine-type endopeptidase inhibitor activity
Source: RefSeq, a predicted model, not a curated record
AAGACUGCUUGUUUCUUAUGCUGAAAGGCAGAUGAGUUUGCAGAACUGUGACCUAGCAGCAGGUUCUUUUAUUAAUCAAUCGACAAUCCAUCACUAGACGGUGUGACCGGCCGAGGGUAUGCGCGAAAUGUGUAGUAGACAGACAUAUGUACGCUUUGGAGAACGCCGCCGUGAAUAUUAUAAAAGAUGUUCACCGUUCCAGAAACCAGUUAGUCCGUCGCGUUUUGAUGUUGGGUCCGGUUGUGGAGUCAAAAGCUCAUUGAAUUGUUUUUUUUUUCUUCUUGAGAAAUUUUGUGGGAAAUCGAGAUGGCAACAACCACUAGAGUCCUACUGAUGGUAUUCACCACGUGCUAUUCCUUUACACUCAUCGCCGGGCAGUACUACAGUAUAAAUCUUGGUGGUGAAGAAGCUGUUAUCGCACAACCAGCCCCAUCUCCUCCCACCGGGGGACCUGCACAGGAAAUAAGACCAAAAAUCACUCCACUCGAUGCCAUGGUAGAUAAGACCAACCAUCUCGGCUUCCGGAUAUUGUAUCUGCACUCGAAGGGAAACAAAAACAAUAUUGCAUUUUCGCCAUGUGCCCUAGCGAGUAUUCUUGUGGCGCUGUAUGAAGGUGCUGAUGGAAAAAGUGCUGCUGAGAUACACGAAAAUCUGGUGCUGCCAUUCGACAAGGAUAUCUUGCGCGUUGGCUAUCGGGACAUUCAUCGCCGUUUGAGGAGUUAUUUCUACCGAAGAGAAAAUUUACUCAGUGGAUUAAGUUUAAGCAGUGAAAAUAUAACGAUCAGACCCGAAUAUGAGUCUAUUCUCAAAUUCUAUGGUUACGAUUUAGAGAAUAUUCCUGAAAUGAAAAUGCAGACCACGACGACGACACUUGGUCCAACUUCACCCGAUUACAUGGAAAGUACAACACCCCUCACCGAUUACGAAAUGACCUCCAGUGAAGAGGAACAGUCAACGACGGAAGCGAUCGCAACUACUUUCGAUUUGAGCAUGGGUUCGGCGGAGCCAGGUGAUGAAGGAACUACCACUACUGAAUCAGAACAAACAUCCGAAGAGAGCGACACAACAACAGAUUCCAUCGUGACGGAGACUACAACUAUCUCGGAUAUAGCAACGCCUGCGGAAGACACAUCGGAAACUCCUACCGAUGAUGAACAAACCGAAGAGCCGACCGAGGAAUCCGCCGCCGAAGGCACUGAAAAACGUCGUCGUAAUCUCCGUAAGCGUGGUCAAAAGCAAAGCCAAGUGCAGAGACGACAAUCUAACUCGAAUUACCGCAGAAGAAUGGUACGUUCUCGGCGUAGUCCCGAAGAAUUUGACCUGGUAGGCCACCAACGUUUUCUACAAAACUUCCUACUACAAGAUGUAACAACUACGUCGCCAUUUGCAGCGUUUCCCUCAUUCUCCGAAAGAGCUAGUCAAUCUCAACAGGAUCGUCAAUUGGAUGAUACUAUUGAGCAUAACUUUUACCUAAGUGAAACGGAAACAAUUAAGGUACCGUACAAGAUCUACAAUACAAUUUUGAAGUACGCCUAUAUCGAUCGGCUACAGUCAACAGUGCUGGAGUUGGAACUAGACUCCGACGACUACAAAUUGAUCAUCAUUUUGCCCGACUACGAAUUUGGACUAGGAAAUCUGAUGAAACUACUGCAAAGCGGAGAGAAUGUUCCUAACUUGAGAGACAUCGUGAAGCAGAUGGCACCUUCGUGGGUUAAAACUAUCGUACCAAAGUUCACAUUGAAAGGAAAUAUCAUUCUAACAAGCGAUCUGCAGAACAUGGGUAUAAACGACAUUUUCGAACCAACGCGUGCCGACUUCACACCCAUGACGGAAGACCCACUGAUCUACGCCAAACACAUCGAGCAGUCAAUCAAUAUCAACAUCCGGACGCAAUCGCUGCAGCAACUCAAAAGAUUUACGUCGCUUUAUAAAAAUCCGAUCGAACUGGCCAUUAACUACCCGUUUUUGUUUUGUAUUCUGGAUAAUGAACUGGAUUUAGCCCUUAUUACCGGUCGGAUACUUAAUCCGCUAAACUCAAGAAUUCAUUGA